Molecule: messenger RNA, 1647 nt
Organism: Loxodonta africana (African savanna elephant)
Lineage: Eukaryota; Metazoa; Chordata; Mammalia; Proboscidea; Elephantidae
Product: zinc finger protein 613-like
Exons: 4
Coding region: 88-1500 (470 amino acids)
Biological process (GO): regulation of DNA-templated transcription
Source: RefSeq, a predicted model, not a curated record
CUGACCACAACUUCCACAGAGGUCCAGAGGAGACAGAAGACAGAACACUCCCUACACUUAAAAAUCCUUUCUUAAGAACGGAAGAAAAUGACCAAGGCCCAGGGAUCAUUCUCAUUUGAGGAUGUGGCUGUGGGCUUCACCUGGGAGGAGUGGCAGUUACUGGACCCGUCUCAGAAGGACUUGUACAAGGAUGUGAUGUUGGAGAACUACAACAACCUGGUAUCAGUAGGAUACCAAGGUACCAAACCAGAUUCAGUCUUCAAGUUGGAGCAAGGAGAAACACCAUGGAUAGUGGAGGGAGCAAUCUACAGUUGGACCAGUCCAGAAGAAAUAUGGCUGAGUGACCAUAUGCAGCAGCACCCAGAAAACCAAAAUGAGCUUAAAAGUUUGGAAAGAUGUCUGCAAAGUUUUGCACUUGGAGAUAACUGUGUUUUAAGGAAAAAUCUUGCUUCUUUAACACAAAGACACAAUACAUUUAACUCACAUUGUAGAAGUUUGCAGUCUCAUUUAGAUUUUGUUAUCCAGAACAGAAGAGAUGCAGGAAAGAAUUCUGAUGAGUUUAGUGGCUAUGGGAAAUCAUCUGUCCACAUGAAGCAUGACAAAACUUUUCCUGGAAUUAAAUAUCGUGGAUGUAUUAAACCCAAACUUAAAUCACAGCUCAAUGACCAUCCAAAAACUUAUACAGAAGAGCAACCACAUAAAUGCAGCGAGUGUGGGAAAGUCUUUUCCAAAAGGCCACUGCUCUUGUACCAUCAGAGAAUUCAUACAGGGGAGAAACCUUAUGUAUGCAGUGAAUGUGGAAAAGCUUUUACUUGGGAGAGCCGGCUCAAAAGACAUCAGCGAUCUCAUAUUGGAGAGAAACUCUAUGGAUGCAAUGAGUGUGGAAAAUCAUUUUCUCAGAAGGCAUACCUCAUUGUACAUCAGAGACUUCACACAGGAGAGAAGCCUCAUGAGUGCGGUGAAUGUAGAAGAACCUUUGCUUUUAAGUCAGCCCUGACCAAACAUCAAAGAAUUCACACAGGAGAGAGACCUUAUGAAUGUAGUGAGUGUGAAAAAGCCUACAGAUGCAAGUCUGAGCUCAUUCAACAUCGGCGAACUCAUAACAGAGAGAGACCGUAUGAAUGCAGUGAAUGUAAAAGAACCUUCCUGUUUGAGGCAGCCUUGACCAAUCAUCAAAGAAUUCAUACAGGAGAGAGACCAUACGAAUGCAGUGAGUGUGAAAAAGCCUUCAGAAGCAAGUAUAAACUCAUGCAACAUAAGCAAACUCAUACCAGAGGGAGACCGUAUGGAUGCAGUGAAUGUGGCAAAUCUUUUACCCACAUGUCAUUCCUCAUUAAACAUAAGAAAACUCAUACAAAAGAGAAAGUGAUAAAUUCACUGAAGGUGGGAAACCCUUCCUCAGGGAGUCACAGCACUUUCUACAAGAGUGAACUCAUACAGAAAUUAAACCCCAUGAAUACCAUGCCCAUGGAAAUGCCUUAUUCAGAAACUUGGCUGUAAAUCUCAGUGAGUUUGUAGGGUGUAGAAAUAUUGUGAUUAUGGAAUAUCCUUUUGAAGAAGUCAGGCUUCAGUAAAUAAUCAGGAAUUUUCACAGGGAGUAACCCUUGCAAAUGUGAAUAUGACAACACCUUCUAUAAUAAAUAUAUC